AUGGCAUCCGCCAAGAUAUCCGUCGGUGACAUUCCGCGACACAAUCAACGGACGCCACAAGCGGGAGACCCGCUAGGGAUCUUAGCGGCCAUGCAAGAUUUCCCUGAGCCUCGGAACCUGGACUCGGAUGAAAACACCACUGAGAAAUCACGGAAAAGGAAGGAAAGGUUCUUCCAGGGAUCUGUGUAUCAGGCAAUUGAGAACGGACGCAAUACACCAUUCGGUGACCAGAUAUGGGCUGCCAGUAAUUACGAUUGGGUUCAUCGGCUCGAGCCACCGGUACUCCUAGAGGCCAAAUCGCCGAUCAGGCUCAACGACUACCAGCGACAUUUACUCAACCGAAUCCUCUAUGCCCUGUUCGUCUCAGAGUGUGGUGCCUUGCUAUCCCUUGGCACGGAGCUUGACAAGACCCACCGUGUUAUCAUUGCCGGUGAAAGCGCCAAGGGUAUCGAGUCUUCUAUAGGACUUCUAGCCAGCGAUGUGGUCAUCACGACAUACCAAACUCUCGAGGCAGAAUAUGAGGAACGCGAGAAGGCCUUAAAGGACAGCGUUCGACGUGACUGCCACUGUCCUCUGAUGGAUCUAUUCUGGCUUGCCUUGGUGCUCGACGAGAGUCACACAGCAACAAAGCAAACAAUCAUUACCAGCCAGCCCGUGGUGGCAAUUAAUGCCAAAUUCAGGGUGGCCAUUAUGGGAACGGAGUAG
Messenger RNA from Didymosphaeria variabile, 705 nucleotides. RefSeq names its product DNA helicase rad5. The transcript is spliced from 2 exons. The coding region runs from base 1 to 705 and encodes 234 amino acids. Lineage: Eukaryota; Fungi; Ascomycota; Dothideomycetes; Pleosporales; Didymosphaeriaceae. The record is from RefSeq and is a predicted model, not a curated record.